CAUAUUCCUGUAAUUGCCCCCUAUAUUCAAUAACAGCCAUAUCUGCAUAAAGAAGCGCCCCAAAGCAACAUUAACUGCGUGUGAAACGCUCAGGGUUGCCAGAUCUGCGGGGCUAGCCUACUAAAAGCCUUUUAUUUUUUCUUUUCGGUGUGCGUGGUUGUUGAACCAACAGUUACCGACUGGAGCUCUGACUUAAUAAAUAAUUAAAGUGGACGGAGGGGAGCUGCAGCUGAUUUGCUGAUGUCAGGGAGCCAGUGCAGCAUUUCAUGGUGCAGGGUGUAAACGCGCGGUGCCAUCUGCCUCGAUCGGUGCUCUCAACGAACCUCACACAUGCGAGCCCGGCAAGAAAGAUGCUGCCAACUCUCAAGAUUUGGGCAUUGUUUUCCGUGUCGCUCGGUUUCCUGUCUCAACCGGGUCAUUUGAAGAAGGCUUUCCGAUGUCCUUCAACAUGCAGCUGCUCCAGGGAGUCUAUCAUUUGCGUCGGGUCCUCCUAUGUCCCAAGGAUUACCCCCAACGACAUCAAUUCUUUGAGUAUCGUCAAUGGGACUUUCUCAGAGGUCAAAGAGGCGAUGUUUGCUCACAUGCCAUCUCUCCAGCUACUGCUUUUGAAUUCCAAUUCUCUCACAACUGUAAGGGAUGAUGCAUUCUCAGGUCUUCCACAUCUGGAGUAUUUGUUCAUCGAGAGUAAUAAGAUAGAGACUGCAUCCAAAUAUGCCUUCAGAGGACUCAGGGACUUGACUCACUUGUCUUUGGCAAAUAACAACAUUAAAGCCUUGCCCAGGGACCUCUUCAUUGACUUGGACUCACUGAUAGAGCUGGACCUGCGAGGCAAUGCCUUUGAAUGUGACUGCCGUGCCAAGUGGCUGAUGACGUGGCUGAAGAACACCAAUGCCACGGUGUCGGAUGUCGUGUGUGCCGGACCGGAGGACAUGAAGGACAAGCGCCUCAAUGAUAUGACCAGCCUGCACAAUGAAUGCGUCUCAACGGAUUUCGUGCUGCAUCAGUCCGUGGCAUCUGAGUCUCUGUCUGUUGACACAUUCAGCUAUAAGAAUGAUGUCUAUGUGACUAUUGCUGCUCCCAGCACAGACAGCUGUAUGGUUUUACAGUGGGACCACAUAGAAAUGAACUUCAGAACUUAUGAUAACAUCACAGGUCAGUCCAUUGUGGGGUGCAAGUCAGUUGUCAUCCAGGACCAGGUGUUUGUCAUCGUGGCUCAGCUCUUUGGUGGUUCCCACAUCUACAAGUUUGACGAAGACCAAAGCAGGUUCAGCAAGUUCCAGGACAUUGAGGUGUCCAAGAUCUCCAAGCCGAAUGACAUUGAGGCAUUCCAGAUUGGUUCUGACUGGUUCUUUGUGAUAGCUGAUAGCUCAAAAGCGGGCCUGUCCACUCUCUACAAGUGGAACGAUAAGGGCUUUUAUUCAUACCAGUCGCUGCAUGAGUGGUACCGCGACACAGAUGCAGAGUUCUUGGACUUGGAUGGGAAGGCCCACCUUAUCUUAGCGAGCCGCUCACAGGUGCCUGUGAUCUACCAGUGGAGCCGGAGCAACCAGAAGUUUGUCUUGCAGGGCGAGAUCCCCAACAUGGAGGAUGUUGUAGCUGUAAAGCACUUUCGGAUCAAGGAGGAACUCUACUUGGCUAUGACACGCUAUAUUGGUGACUCAAAAGUUCUACGUUGGGGUGCCAAACAAUUUGCAGAGGUCCAGGCCUUGCCCUCACGAGGGUCCAUGAUUCUUCAGCCAUUCUUCUUCAAAGAACGUUACUACCUGGCCUUGGGAAGCGACUAUACCUUCUCUCAGAUCUAUCUGUGGGAUGAUGACAAGAAACUCUUUGACCGCUUCAAGGAGGUGUACAUCCAGGCCCCACGCUCCUUCACUGUGGUUUCCACUGACCGCAGGGACUUCAUCUUCACCUCUAGCUUCAAGGGAAACACACAGAUCUUUGAGCACAUUAUCAUUGACUUGAGCUUGUGAGGGGCUGUGCCUUAUUGCCCGUCCUGCAAUCGAACGUCUUCCACUAAAAAGAUACAUUUGUGAAGGGAAAAGGCUCAGAACAGACUUAAUGAACUGUUAAAUAUAAAUUCCUACAUAGUUUUCUGUCAGAAAUAGGCGCUGGGUCAAGUAGUUUUUGGAAUCCUUUUCCGUUUCUUAAGGUGUCUUGACCAUUACUCAAUGGCCUUGUCCUAUUAUCUGUUCUCAUGGCCUCUCAGACUUUCAGAGAUACCACCAUUUCACAAAGAGUGAGAGGGAGAGUCAAGAGGGUGGACAGUUGUACAAGGCAGCUGGUAAAUUCCCAAAAACUCCAGCUGACAUUCCAGAGGGUGGAAAUAUUUGAAUUAUAAUAUGAUCUAUUUGGAUGUAUAGAUUUUGGUUAAUAUCCCCUGUGCUAAUGGUUUUAUACCCCCCAAAAAAUAUAACAGGACUUUAGAGAAAGAUAAUUUUACUACUGAGGGUGUAACAGGUGUGGUUGCCACUUACCUCAUGUCCUCUUACCCUGUGGUAAUGUACAGUAUGUUGCCUUAUCAGCACUGGGGUUCUGUGUUCUGAUGGGUCCACAGUGCCGCCCUCUGGCCGUGAUAAAGUAUCACACCCCUUUGCUUUUUCCAUACAGGGAAUCUCUUGAAAGCACAAACCUUUAAUUGUCGUAGCUGAGACCCCAGCCCUUAGAGGUUAGUUGUUAAGUGGAAAUGUUGCUGUAGGUGCUAUAGAUUAUAUUGCGUACAGUAAAAAAGGAAGAAGUGUUUUGUUGUUUUAGGAGGUGAAAUAUUCAGGACUGGAUAUAGCUAAUGCCUUUUUAGACAAACACAUAUGAAUGGAAAAUCCCCAUUUACUCACCCUUUUAGUUCAGAGGAACUAUAAGUGGCAAAUCUCUUUUUAUCCAUUUAGUGGAAAGGACCUGUGUUAAGGCUAAACCUAUUAACAAUACACGUUUGAAAAAAUAACCACAGUUGGACUACUGACAUAACUUAACUUUACUUUUUAGGCUAUAACUAAAACAAGGCUCCUUACAGCAAAAGUCAGUGGACUCAUAUAAAUACAUUUAAUAAGAGGACAUUUGUUUGUCCAAAACCGAAGGAAACAAAAUGUUGAUGUAAAUAUAUCCACUCAAGUUGAGAGGCUUUUUCGGUCUGUCUUUCUGUUCUUUGAAAAUACUGAAUGUUGACUUACAAACUACAACAUGUACAUAAAACAAGGACUGCAAUGCCACUACCUGUUUGUCACACAACAGUCUGAACUGAUCUUUGCACUUACUUAAAAAAAAAAAGUUACUGCAGCUUGCAAGAGCAUGACAUUCAAAAAAAGGGUGUUUGCCAAAUUACUUUUAAUGAACCUAAUAAACUCAGAAGUCUAGAAGUGCUUCUACUCAUUAAGUGAAUGGUAUUGCAAUUAAAAAAAACAUAAUUGAAUAUGCAAGCUUUACAACAUGAAGAUUCUUUUGUAUGAUUAUGUUUUAAGCAUACUGAAUGUUACUCUCAAAAUAUACUGUAAAUUUAGUCAGUUGCGUAUCAAAAUAAACGUGUAAAAGUAUGAUUGUAAGAUGUGUUUUAUCAUUCAUUGAUCAUUAGGAUUAUGUCACUGUCAAUAUCAGGAACAGUUUUAUUUUCUCCCCUAAAAAUAAUUAAUUUCUUUGUUAUAGGGAAAACCAGCAAUAUUUAUUUUGCUGCCUUAACAACAGGCACUGGGAUCUUACAGCUGUAACAAUCAGUAUUUUUAUAUUGAUGUAAUGAGCACCAAACUGCAGACUUUUAUCAGUACCUAAAAUAUGAUGUCACCAUCAUCCAUGCUGUAAUUCAAGAUGAGGAUUCAUAUGAAGCCCCAGCUCACAGUUGAACACAGUGUUAGUCCACAAUGCAAAUGAGCACUGUAAAGGCUAUGCUGUCACAAAUGUAAAGGUCUACAGUCGGGCAACUGUACUGGCUUACCCAGAGCAGCUUCUUCACGCUGCAAGAUUCCUACAUUCACCGUCUGCACUCCACCAUAAAAAUAGUUUAUUUUUAUGACUUAUUACUUAUUUAUCUAUUUAUAUAAUUUUUGUUUUGUAAGUAGCAUAAAGGAACUCCAAAUCACCAACUGUGUUAUAGAAUUAUAAAUAAAUUAACCCUACGCUAUCAUCAUGCUUAUAUUAUUUACAUAUAAUGUAGUUCUAUAAUAUGUGUUCAUCCAAUAACGUUGCAGGCUCCAGUAUAAGACAGCUGAUACCCUGGCAACCCAGCAGACCUCAUAAUUUGUGUGUACUGCCUGAUUUUGUUACCCAAAAAACUGAGUUGUCUCUAUUCAGGGCGAAAAAGGUUUUUCGCCCUGAAUAGUGUCUGUAGGUAACCUUUAACAACAAAUGUGAUGCAUAAGGAUGUGAGUACAAGAUAACAACAGCCUAAAACCAUAAAUGUGAAGAGGGCAUGUCCUCCCCAGUCUCGUCCAGUCUGUAGCUGUAAAUGGGAGGACCAAGUGACAGAGAAAGGCAGAGUCAUAGUAAAAGAGUUUCAAAGAAAUGCACACAAACCAAAGCAUGCUGAAUUUGCAUACAUAUAAUUCAUACUACAGAGGACACCACACUUCAACAAUUUACCCUGAAGUAAAGACAUGAAUGUCAUCACACAGUUAGAAUUUGUCCCGCCAAAAGACACACAUCCUUUAAUACAGUGCAUAUUUGACAACAAACUCAAGAAGCUCAAAACAUUACUAAAGGACAACGAUAUCAAUCAACUUUACCCAUGCAGGAGGUUGAAGGACUAUGUAACUCCACUGACUGCUGCUGUUGUAAAUCACAAUAUGGAUAUUUGGACUUAUCUUUUGUGUCAGGGUGCCGAUCCAAACCAAGCUUCCCCAACUGGCUUAACACCUUUGCAUUAUGUCUCACUAUCCAAAGCACCUCUUGUCUUUGUGGUUAAACUGCUUGAAGCAAAAGCUAAUCCAGAUGUAUGGAGUCUACAGCGAGUCUCACCUCUGCAAACUGCUGCCAUCAACGACAGGGACGAUGUUGUGAAAGAGCUCAUCUCUGUUGGUGCAAUGGUAACAUUGUUACCUGUCACUGAUCCUAUACAUAUGACUCAAAAUAAAAAAAUCUCUCAGAUGAUUCAUAACCUUGCAUCAAAAGGAGAUGAAUUAUGCUGCAAAAUCAAAUAUUUCCUGGAUAUGGAAAUUGCUGUGCGAGGGGAGCCACCUGAAGAGGUGUUCAAAACAUUUGACAGUCACAUGCUGCAGGAGGAUACUCAGACCCAUCUGACCAUGAUUGAAAUGCUCUUUAAUCUUAAUGGGCCAGGUAGAGAAAAAUACAGAGAAGGGUGUAUUAAAUGGCUGAAGAACACUGAAAAUGUGAACACCUACAUUGCAGGAGCAGUCAGUCGCCUUCCAAACAUCCCUGCGAUACAUGUAAAGAGGGCCAUUGAUAGUUUACAUGCAGUUAUCUGCACAAUAGAAGACAUACCAAAUGAGCAAGCUCUAGCUAUAAUCCCCCAACUACUGGGCCGGCUUUGCUCAGAAGAGAAACCUGAUAUUUGGGAAGCUGUUCUGCAAACACUGUAUGUGAUAACACAGAAAUCAAAAGACACAGAUGGCUGGGAUCCCAACUUUGUUGAGAAGUUGUGCAAAACAGUGGCUCCUUUUGUAAAGGACCGACACUCUUCUGACAUUAGAGUCUUCACAUACAGUGUAUUAGCAAACUUACUUCCAAAUAACCAUGCGGUUGACACCUUUACAUCAGUGGGGAUAAGUUCAGUGCCCGAGGAAAUACUGACAUUUGCAGAUAUGAAAAUGAAUGACAAGCUGAAAGUAGUCCUCAGACGACUGAAAAAUCAUUUCAGCUCACCGAAGUCGGAAUGUGAGGACAGUACAGCCUUACCUGGAUCCAAGAAGAAGAAGAAAAAGAAGAAGAAAAAGAAGGAUAAGUCAGAAAAGCAAGAAGACACAAAUGAUGGUCAAGUUCCAACAGCAACUCAUGUAACAUCAGCUCCUAUUGUGGAGUCAACUUCAAAUGUUAAGCCAUUCAACAACACCACCACUGUGUCAUCAAAAACACACAAAUGGCUAGAGAUCAGCAAGAGGUGGAGAGAAAAAUUAGAGAAGCUUCUGAGCACUGAUGAUAGUAAAGUAUCCAGAAUUGGGAGUAUGAUUUAUGUGAAUGAUGCAGAAUUCCGCAUUGCAAAGGGCAGUGAUGGUACUGAGGUCUUUCUGGGGCUGAGAGAUGAUGGCACUGAGGUUGCUAUUAAGAGAAUGUCUAAAUGCAACUAUCAAGUGCUGAAGAAUGAGGAAGGAAUUCUACGACUUCCAGAGCUUGAUCAUCCAUCCAUUGUACGAUAUGUUGAUGCUGCGGAGGAUGAGAACUUCGGAUAUCUUGGUCUUCAACUUUGUGAAUACACCCUGGAAGAAUACAUCAGAAAUAAUGAUGGUGGUCUGCUGAUAAAGAAACUUGUCUAUCAGGUUCUCGACAGUUUAAGGGUGCUUCAUUGUCAAAAUCCUCUAAUUCUCCACCGAGAUCUCAAACCACAGAAUGUUUUGAUCGAUGUUAAUGGGAAGGCAAGAUUAGCUGAUUUUGGCAUAAGUAGACGCUUACUCAAAGGCCAAACAACUUAUCGCACUGGCAGCGCAGGAACAAAAUGCUGGAUGGCCAAGGAGACAUUAGCAGAAGAAGAAGCUGACAUACCAUUCAAGCCAAACACUGAUGUCCAGGUGGCAGGGAUGCUCUGUUAUUAUAUCCUCUCUGGAGGACACCAUCCUUUUGGCGACAAGUCCUAUAAAUGUGAAAGCAACAUUCAUGAAGGGAAGUACAGUUUGGACCAUGUUCAAGAUGUGGUAGCAAAGGAUCUCAUUGAGUGGAUGAUCAAUGCAGAACCAAAGAACAGACCUAAAGUGGAAGAAUGCUUGAGUCAUCCCUUCUUCUGGACCACUGAAAGGGGAGUUGAAUACUUGAGAAGGAUUGGCAACAGGGAGGAGGCCGCAAACUGUCGAAAGGCUGACCCAGAACUGAUCUGUUCAUUAGAAAAAUGUGCUGGGGAUGGAUCCUUCAAACAGUGGAAAAAUAAGUUUCCUCCAGAGUUGGUCCAGAAGAUGGAUGCCAAGAACAAAGCCUAUCCUGACAACAUACUGGGAUUACUGCGCUUCAUACGAAACCUGCAUGAGCACUAUGCCAAAGAUGCAGCCCAAGUUGAUGUGAUGGCAUUAUUUCCUGAUCUCUUUGGAUGUGUUUACAAAUUUGCCAAGACCCACGGGUGGAAUUCAGAGACCCCCUUGAGGGAAAUGUUUCAAAGAGAAGAUUUAAGCAGCAGCAUAACUGUGCCAUCCACAAACCUUGAGGAGCACCUGGUUGUCCCAGUUCAAGAAUCUCAACCCACUGACUUUAGAGGGAAGUUGACUUAAAACAGGAUUAAGGAAGUCACUCUUUCUCCCACAUUGUCAGACCUUUUCAUAAAAGGAAAAGCACAGGUGUUUCUAAUAACAUUAACAAUGCCAGAGUGACAGUGAGCCAGCGUGCACAAUGCGAGAAACCCUGAAACUGAAGCAGCUGAAUGGAAUUCAACUAUCACCGAUUUUAUUAUUUCCACCUAUUAUUUAUUGGCAUAUGUAUUGUACAUAGAGACUAUUUUCCAAAUGUUGACAGUAACAGUAAAUAGAUUAUAAGGUACUGUAGUACAAUUUUAAGGGACUUUCGCUUCACUGUGGAAUGUGUGUGACUUUAUACUUUUACUUUACAUUAUCCUCAUAUGGAACUGUUUUACUUUUAUUUUGCAACAUUUAUCUGAUGGUUGUAUUUGCUGGUUACUUUAGAAUUUGUUUAGCUUUUACCGCUGAUAUAGUUAUAAACUGAUAUAGUAAAACAUUUUUGAUCAUUGCAUAAUUUAAAAUUUGUGAUUAUCCCGUAUGCCUUACAGGGGACAUUUUGGGUUUGUUAAUGCAUAUGUCAUAAGCUCUGGCAAGAUGAUUAUUAUUAUUAUUAUUAUUAUUAUUUUAUUUUAUUUUUUGGGAAUUUAAUAUCAGACCCUAUAUUAGGUCUGUCUAAAUGUAAAUACGCUUUAAAACUCCAUUUAUCAUACGUUGAACAACAAUGUCCGCAUUUAAACCCACUAAAACACCACAUUUUUGAUCCCAGGACCAUAGCAGCAUAAAAUAAUGCUCCCUGCUGUAUCAGCCUUUCAUUCUAGAGCAAGCCCAAUAUUUUUUUUCAGUCUUACUAUUUUCCACCAGAUUGAGCCAUUGUAUAGGGUUUGCCUUAUGGGGAAAAUACAUUUAAUUUCCCUGGUUUCCACUAGGCACACUAUUGCCUAUGUUAGUAAGCAGUGAAGCAGAUUUUUGCAUCAGAAAUGGUGUUUGUGUGUUGAUAUGGACGUCAGAAAAAUGUUAGUGUUUGUGUGCAGGCAUAGAAAUUAUAUUGUAGUGCAGGUCAUAUUUUGCCUUCUCUCUGUCUCUCUCCCUGUCUCUUUUUCAUGUUGCGUUCCCACCAAUGGCGAAGCGAGUAUUCCCCUCGCAUUACUUGUGGGAUCGCUUGAUUACUCUGCGUAUAGUCGGCUUAUAUUCUGGUUUACAUUUGUGGUAUGAGAGCCUAAAAUGUUUGCUGUGAUUUGAAGUCAAUAAACGGAUCUAAAGGAUGCUGAAAUAACUACGUCAUGAUGACAAUUUGUAAAGAAUCUGAAUUCAUACUUUGUCAGGUUUUUCCUCAGAACGACGAGCAAACAACUUUUAAAAUGCCUGUUCUAAAGUAAAAAAAAACAUAAUUGAAUAUGCAAGCUUUACAACAUGAAGAUUCUUUUAUAUGAUUAUGUUUUAAGCAUACUGAAUAUUACUCAAAAUAUACUGUAAUUGUAGUCAGUUGCAUAUCAAAAUAAGUUAUUAAGAUAACACCUUCUCACCAAUGUUUCACUGACUGAAGGAUCAACAAUAUUUUUCAGCUUCCCCUUUUGAAAUCAGCCCCUAGUCUUUACCACCAUAAUACACACAAUACUAUUUUAUACGCUAUCAUGUGUCUAUAUUAAUUACAUAUUAUUUAGUUAUAUAAUAUGUGUUCAUCUAAUUAAGUUGCAGGCUGUGACAGGAGACUUUGGCCAAUCGCAGGUCUGUAAGACUGUUGAUUGUUGAGGCUCAUUCUCAGGUCAUCUAAUCCCAACCGACCUAGGAAUGAGGCCCUCCAGAAUCACUUACUGCACCUUUAAGAUAACACCUCCUCCCUUUCCUUCACUGAUGUUUCACUGAGUUGGCUAAGCUCCAAAAGCUUAACAACAUUCCUCAUCUUUCCCCUUGUGAAAUCAAACCUCAUACUUAACCACCAUAAUGCACACAAUACUACUUUAUUUAUUAUCAUCUGCAGGUGCAGGUCUACAUGCUCCAGUUAAAAACAGCUAAUGCCCUGGCAACUGAGCUGGCUUCAAGUUUACUUCCUGUUAACAGCAUUUCUGUGUGUCAUCUGUCAAGUACAGGAAAGGGCGUGCUUUGGUUUCCGAAGUUUGUGUGUGUGUGCGUUUGUGGCUGUGUGGGGGAGGGGUGCUUAUAAUAAUGAACAAAUAGAUAUGCAAACCUCUGUCUUGUUAAUGUGCAAACCUUACUUAUUGGCUUCCUUAAUAAACAGGCCUAUUUCAUCCUAUCUGAUAGAUAACUUGGAAUUGUUGGGGCUUUGUGAGUUAUCUUGUCAUUGACUGGUGUUAAAUUCUGGCUUCAAUAAGGGGAAUAUUAACUAUGAAUGAAAAUAUAGAUUAAAUGUUGUAGCCUAAAGGUUAGAGAUGCGAGUGUGUGACCAGCUCAGUGGCCAGCAGAUCAGGUUGUGAUUGUACUGGAUAGCUUCUAGGUAUGCAUGUGUGACAGUGUGAAUGUGAUUAGAGUUUCUGCAAAAGAGAGGCAUUCUCUCAGUGAACCUUUCCUGAAUAAAUAAAGGUAAAAAAAAAAAAACAUCAGUAAGGUAGGCCAGCCUGUAUGUAACCUGAUACUCUAUUUUUUGCUCUUUACGUUUAAGGCUGUGAGAGGACAGUAAUAACUAAAGACACUCAAAUGAGCUCAUCAAUAUUGUUAUCAACUCAGAUUUAGACUAUGGCUGGACAUUCAGAACAAUAUUCAUAGAAACCAAACUAAAUCAAUAAAAGUGAAAUGAGCAUGUCCUCCCAUUCCUUAUGAAAAACCCAACCCCAAUCGGUCUUUUGAGUCUUCUCUAGUCUAUAGUGUAGGAGGAGCAAGUGACAGAGAAGCAGGAGAGAAAGAGUAUCAGAUUGACAGGCAGAAAUACAGAACAAUCACAGCAUGUUGAGUUUUGAUAGAUAUAAUUCAUGCAACAGUGGAAACCUUUCUUCAACACUAUACCCUGAAGCAAAGAAAUGAAUAUCUCCAGAGUGACAGCUCCACCAAGAGAAACACAUCCUCUCAUAAAGUGUAUAGUUGACAACAACUUCGAGACAUUCAUAAAAUUACUGAAUUACAAAAACAUUAAUGGACUUUACCCAUGCAAAGAGUGGAAUGACAAUAUUACCCCACUGAUUGCGGCUGUUUUAUAUAACAACUGGAAUAUUUUUAUUUACCUUUUGCAUCAGGGUGCAGAUCAAAACAAUGCUUCCCAAAAUGACUUAACACCUUUGCAUUAUGUCUCACUAUCCAACGCACCACUUUUCUUUGUUGUUAAACUGCUUGAAGCAAAAGCUAAUCCAGAUGGAUGGAAUGCUAUUGGACUACAGCGGUUCACACCUCUGCAAACUGCUGCCAUCCAUGACAGGGACGAUGUCAUGAAAGAGCUCAUCUCUGCUGGUGCACUGGUAACAUUGUUACCAAUCACUGAUACUGAACAUAUGAUUCACAAUAAAAAAAUAUCUUGGAUGAUUCAUAACCUUGCAUCGAAAGGAGAUGAAUUAUGCACCAAAGUCAAAUAUUUCCUGGAUAUGGAAAUUGCUCUACAAGAGAAACCAUCUGAAGAAAUGUUCAAGACCUUUGAUCCUCACAUGCUGCAGGAGCAUCCUCAGAACUAUUUGACCAUAAUUGAAACACUUUUUAAUGUAACUGGGCCAGAUGCAGACACAUUCCGCAGGAGAAGUAUUAAAUGGCUGAAGAACACUGAAAAUGUGAACACCUACAUUGCAGGGGCAGUCAGUCGCCUUCAAAACAUCCCUGCAAUACAUGUAAAGAAGGCCACUGAUAGUUUACAUGCAGUUAUCUGCACAAUAGAAGACAUACCAAAUGAGCAAGCUCUAGCUUUAACCGCCCAACUACUGGACUGGCUUUGCUCAAAAGUGAGGCCUGAUAUAUGGGAAGCUGUUCUACAAACACUGUAUGUGAUAACACAGAAAUCAAAAGACACAGAUGGCUGGGAUCCCAACUUUGUUGAGAAGUUGUGCAAAACAGUUGCUCCUUUUGUAAAGGACCGACAUUCUUCUGACAUUAGAGUCUUCACAUACGGCGUAUUAGCAAACUUACUUUCAAAUAACCAUGCGAUUGACACCUUUACAUCAGUGGGGAUAAGUUCAGUGCCCGAGGACAUACUGACAUCUGCAGAUAUGAAAAUGAAUGACAAGCUGAAAGUAGUCCUCAGACGACUAAAAAAUCAUUUCAGCUCACUAAAGUCGGAAUGUGAGGACAGUACAGCCUUACCUGGAUCCAAGAAAAAGAAGGAAAAGUCAGAAAAGCUAGAAGACACAAAAGUUUUCACUAUUGCAACUGAUCUUACAUCAGCUAUUGUGGAGUCAACUUCAAAUGUUAAGCCAUUCUACUUCAACACCACGAUGUCAUCAAAAACACACAAAAGGCUACAAAUCAGCAAGAGGUGGAGAGAGAAAUUUGAGAAAUUAGAGAAACUUCUGAGCACUGAUCAAAGGAAGGUAACCAAAAUUUGGAGCAUGAUUUAUGUGAAUGAUGCAGAAUUCCGCAUUGCAAAGGGCAGUGAUGGUACUGAGGUCUUUCUGGGGCUGAAAGAUGAUGGCACUGAGGUUGCUAUUAAGAGAAUGACUAAAUUCAACUAUCAGGAGCUGAAGAAUGAGGAAGGGUUUCUACGACUUCCAGAGCUUGAUCAUCCAUCCAUUGUACGAUAUGUUGACUUUGCAGAAGAUGAUAACUUUGGAUAUCUCGGUCUUCAACUUUGUGAAUACACCCUGGAAGAAUACAUCAGAAAUAAUGAUGGUGGUCUGAUGAUAAAGAAACUUGUCUAUCAGGUUCUCAAGAGUUUGAGGGUGCUUCAUUGUCAAAAUCCUCCAAUUCUCCACCGAGAUCUCAAACCACAGAAUGUUUUGAUCGAUGUUAAUGGGAGGGCAAGAUUAGCUGAUUUUGGUAUAAGUAGACGGUUACCCAGGGGACAAACAACCUAUCGCACAGGCAAGGCAGGAACAAAAUGCUGGAUGGCCAAAGAGACAUUGGCAGAAGAAGAAGCUGACAUACCAUACAAGCCAAACACUGAUGUACAGGUGGCAGGGAUGCUCAGUUAUUAUAUCCUCUCUGGAGGACACCAUCCUUUUGGCGACAAACCCUUUGAAUGUGAGUACCACAUUCACAAAGGGAAGUACAGUUUGGACCAUGUUCAAGAUGUGGUGGCAAAGGAUCUCAUCGAGUGGAUGAUCGAUACAGAACCAAAGAACAGACCUAAAGUGGAAGAAUGCUUGAGUCAUCCCUUCUUCUGGACCACUGAAAAACGAGCUGAAUACCUGAGAAAGAUUGGCAACAGGGAGGAGGUGGCAAAGUAUCGAAAUGCUGAGCAGGAGCUGAUCUGUUCACUGGAAAAAUGUGCUGGGGAUGAAUCCUUCAAACAGUGGAAAAAUAAGUUUCCACCAGAGUUGGUCCAGAAGAUGGAUGGCAAUAAAAAAGCCUACCCUGAGAACACACUGGGAUUACUGCGCUUCAUACGAAACCUGCAUGAGCACUAUGCCAAGGAUGCAGCCCAAGUUGACGUGAUGACGAUAUUUCCUGCUCUCUUUGGAUGUGUUUACAAGUUUGCCAAGACCCAAGGAUGGAAUUUAGAGACCCCGUUGAAGGAAAUGUUUCAAAGAUCACCACAAGCUUUGUGAUGUUGUCCAUGAGCCUCUCUUAAGUGAAGUUGACUUUUAAAACAUAGGUCAUCGUUUGGAACCCUUUUAGCUUCUUUGUUCUAUUGCUCUACCUGUCUUAAUGGCUUUUUAUGUCAUUGAGAGGUACAACCAUUUCAGAAAUAAAGAGACAACUGAGUGAGUGGCAGUCGAGAAAGUUCGUACAAUUGUAAAGCAACUAGAGGAGAGAAGUCACAGAGUGCAGUAAUGUCUUAGUGUCUUCCUUCAUUCCUGACACAGAUUUCCUUUCUUAUUACAUUAAAUGUGUAUUUAUUAUUGUUUGCAUGUUUUAGACGUUGAAAUAGAUGAGUAAUUAAGAAAAAAAAUAUAUAAAUGAAAUAAUGUAAUUUUAUGGUGUUUAACCUAUUAAGAUGACUUCACAUAUUGUAAAAUGUAUGUUUUUAGAAAUAGAUUCUUGUCUUAUAAAUAAAUAUCAAUCAAAUCUUGUUUA
Molecule: messenger RNA, 13418 nt
Organism: Dicentrarchus labrax (European seabass)
Lineage: Eukaryota; Metazoa; Chordata; Actinopteri; Moronidae
Product: leucine-rich repeat LGI family member 2
Exons: 20
Coding region: 267-1970 (567 amino acids)
Biological process (GO): mRNA processing; protein phosphorylation; IRE1-mediated unfolded protein response
Cellular component (GO): IRE1-TRAF2-ASK1 complex
Molecular function (GO): ATP binding; RNA endonuclease activity; protein serine/threonine kinase activity
Source: RefSeq, a predicted model, not a curated record